ACUAAAACGGCGAAGUCGAAACUGUCCUACGGUGCAAAAAUGGCUGCUUCUUCUUCCAAAAAGCUGCUUCUACUUCGAAAACCGCUUUGCAGAGCUCUCAAACCUAAUUUCUCCCCUUCUCCCUCUUCUUCAAUAAUACAAAGAUCAUUUCUUUCUUCUUCUUCUUCUUCUACUCAUAAUAAAUAUCUUCUAGAACCUUCGGUUACUAUUUCCAAAUCGUUUCUCUCAGAACUUUCUAGAAGCUAUUGCUCGCGUUCGUCUCCUCUUCCAGAUGCUUCUCAAGGUCCUGCCGCUAUCGAUUACCGUUCUCUGCUGCAGGAAGAUGAGUAUCACAGACUGGCUAAUGCUACUAUCCAUGACUUGCUAGAGAAGUUGGAGGAAUAUGGAGACUCAGUUGAUAUUGAUGGUUUCGAUGUGGAUUAUGGGAAUGAGGUAUUAACGCUGAAGCUUGGGGGCUUGGGAACCUAUGUGAUAAACAAACAAGCGCCCAAUAGGCAGAUUUGGAUGUCUUUGCCAGUGAGGAAAAAGAAUCUGUGAUGCAAAGUCAACAUUAAAGAAACAACCAUGAGGAGUCCAAUAUUUACGCACAGAUUAUUUUGGAGCAGCAAGCGAUCAUUAUGGUACCAGUGUAUGGGUCUUAGCAGUAUGUAUAGGCUCAUGUCGAAAGAGCGUGUGGAUCAUGGAGCGGCUUUCCCUGUACUCUCUCUGGAUGUGGUCGAAGUGAAAUCGGAUUCCCAGUGUUCCACAUUCUUCAUUAAAGACUGCAUAUGGCCGUAGGAUGUUGCGGUUGUGAAACUAAUGGUUGGUUGCUUAGGAAGAACGUUAGAAUUACCUAAACCAUGACUUCUUACCAAAAUUUGAAGAUUGUCUUAACUUUUCGUGAAAACUACCACUAGGUUGUGAUUGUCAAACAGCAUGUUGAUUGCAUCUAAAUAUUAUACUCUUUGAAAUAGUUCUA
Molecule: messenger RNA, 958 nt
Organism: Nicotiana tabacum (common tobacco)
Lineage: Eukaryota; Viridiplantae; Streptophyta; Magnoliopsida; Solanales; Solanaceae
Product: frataxin, mitochondrial-like
Biological process (GO): iron incorporation into metallo-sulfur cluster; intracellular iron ion homeostasis
Cellular component (GO): mitochondrion
Molecular function (GO): ferrous iron binding; iron chaperone activity; ferric iron binding
Source: RefSeq, a predicted model, not a curated record